Molecule: messenger RNA, 921 nt
Organism: Parnassius mnemosyne (clouded apollo)
Lineage: Eukaryota; Metazoa; Arthropoda; Insecta; Lepidoptera; Papilionidae
Source: the annotation of a GenBank genome assembly
AUGUUGCGCAGAAUAAUAUAUGAACUGAUAACGUCUGUUAUGCUCAUACAAAUGGCGUCAAGUGUUGGCGAAAAAGCGUUCAAAGCGUGCAAAACCUACGGGCAAUCGAUGCUAGAAUGUCACAAUGUUCUAUUUCCAUCAUCGCGAGUCAGAGUUCCGGUAGAUAUGCUCUUGUAUCCUCACAUGGUGUUAAUAGGUUUUAAAAAGAAUACUGAAGAUCCACCAGCGUGGAAAUGUGGUGGAAGUUUAAUAAGCGAAGAGUGGGUACUAACGGCGGCACACUGUACAAAAGAUCCCAUUUAUGGAACACCAAGAGUAUUGAGGAUCGGCACAGCGACAUUCGAGUUUGACGAAGUCGAAGAAUUGGCACAAGAGAGAAGUAUCGGGGAAGUUGUUUCUCAUCCGGAGUACAAACCACCUUCAAAGUACCAUGAUAUAGCCCUUAUGAGAAGCGACCCGGCGUUUAUACUUAACCGCGACAUAAGGAUUGCUUGUUUGCAGCUGGGUGAUGAUAAUAAGUACGUGAACUUUACAGUCAUCGGAUUCGGCACAACUGUGUCCGGUGUCGCGACAGGCAGUCAGACUUUGAUGAAAGUUGACGUCGAUAUCAUCAAUAACACAGUGUGCAACAAUUCGAUGAGAUAUUUGAUAAGGAGGAAAGUAUUGUCACACGGAAUUACUGAAGAUCAACUCUGCGCUGGCGAUUACGAACAUGGGGGUAGAGAUACGUGUCAAGGUGACUCUGGGGGACCUUUACAAAUUAUGGAAGACAGGGUUGAUUGCAUCAACACAUUCCCGUUGCACACUGUUGUUGGUGUAACAUCAUUUGGAAGAGAUUGUGGUAGAAGAAUGGCACCAGGCGUAUAUACGAGGGUAUCACGAUAUGUAGAAUGGAUUGAGAGUAUUGUGUGGCCGGCUUAA